Messenger RNA from Parastagonospora nodorum SN15, 1984 nucleotides. Its product is annotated as di/tri peptide transporter 2. Gene Ontology annotation, biological process: transmembrane transport. The transcript has 3 exons. NCBI's taxonomy places the organism in Eukaryota, Fungi, Ascomycota, Dothideomycetes, Pleosporales, Phaeosphaeriaceae. The coding region runs from base 1 to 1878 and encodes 625 amino acids. Gene Ontology annotation, molecular function: tripeptide transmembrane transporter activity; dipeptide transmembrane transporter activity. Gene Ontology annotation, cellular component: fungal-type vacuole; plasma membrane. The record is from RefSeq and is a predicted model, not a curated record.
AUGGCACAGGCUCACGAAACCACUGCGGCCGAGCAGUUGGUAAACAUGCAGGCUGAGGCAAACCAAAAGCCGCAUCUCUUCGGCGCCUCCGUGAACGAUGCCAACGUCGGCGCAAACGUCCAUGUCGCAGACGAAAAGGAAAUUAUCGAGAAGCAAAGCGGCAGUAACAGCUCUGGUGCUUCCGUGCGCCUAGCCGACCACGAGGAAGAAGAUGGUCUUGGUGGUGUCGCGCCCACGGCUGAGGAGCUCCGCACUCUUCGCAAGGUCGGCGAGCCUCUACCCAAGUCUGCUUUCUUGGUAGCUGUUGUCGAGCUCUGUGAGCGCUUCACGUACUAUGGUGCCUCGGGUCUUUUCCAAAACUACAUUGCGCGCCCGCGUAGUGGAGAGCUUGGUCGUGGUGCGCUCGGCAUGGGUCAUCGGGGCGCCACCGGUCUUUCGACGUUCUUCCAGUUCUGGUGCUAUGUUACUCCGAUUCUUGGUGCCAUUAUCGCUGAUCAAUACCUCGGAAAAUACAACACCAUCGUCAUCUUCUGCGGCGUGUACAUGGUUGGUCUCCUCAUUUUGACAUGCACAUCCAUCCCAGCGGCUCUUGACCAUGGCGCCGGACUCGGUGGUUUCAUCGUUGCCAUCAUCGUUAUCGGUCUAGGAACUGGCGGUAUCAAAUCGAACGUUGCACCGCUCAUCGCGGACCAGUAUAACAGGAAAAAAAUGGUCAUUGGCCACGACAACAAUACUGGCGAAAAAUUCAUCAUCGACCCUGCAAUCACCAUCCACAGGAUCUACAUGGUGUUCUACUUUUGCAUCAACGUCGGUUGCUUGUCCCUGCUCGCUACACCCUACAUGGAGCGCGAUAUCGACUUCUGGUCCGCCUUCCUGCUGUGCCUCUGCGUCUUCUUCGUGGGUACGCUCGUCCUUGUUCUCGGUCGCAAGGUCUACGUUGUUCGACCACCGCAGGGCUCUGUCAUCACUGAUGCUUUCCGCGUCAUGUGGUUGAUGAUCAAGACGCGCAAGAUGGAUGGCGCAAAGCCCUCGUAUCAGGCUGGACUUGGAAAGACCACUGUGCUGCGCUGGGAUGACCACUUUGUUGAGGAAGUGAAGCGUGCGCUUGUAGCUUGCAAGGUUUUCUGCUUCUAUCCCAUCUACUGGGUCGUCUACGGUCAAUUCUCGAACAACUUCAUCACCCAAGGUGGACAGAUGGCCACCCACGGCAUUCCCAACGAUCUGAUGCAGAACUUCGACCCCAUCGCAAUCAUCGUAUUCCUGCCCCUCGUCGACCAGGUGCUAAUGCCCUUCCUCCGCAAGAAGAAGAUCCCCUUCCCUCCCAUCAACCGUAUCGUAACCGGGUUCUGGGUCGCUUCCCUCGCCAUGGUUUACGCCGCCGUCAUCCAAUACUACAUGUACCAAACCGGCCCCUGCUACGACCAUCCCAACUGUGAGGCAGCAAAGGGCGCCGACGGCGUCCUCCACGGCAACAACAUCCACAUCGCCGCGCAAACCGGCGCAUACAUGCUCAUUGGUAUCUCCGAGAUCUUCGCCUCCGUCACCGGUCUCGAAUACGCAUACACCAAAGCGCCUCCCUCCAUGAAAUCCUUCGUGCAGUCCAUGUACCUCCUCACGAACGCCUUCGGAUCCGCCAUUUCCGAAGCACUCAACCCCGUCCUGUACGACCCGAAUAUCCAGUGGAUGUACGUUGGUCUGGCGGUAACGAGUUUCAUUGCUGGAUGUCUUAUUUGGAUUAUUUUCCACCAUUUGAAUGAGACGGAGGAUGAGAUGAAUCAACUUGAUCGCGAUUAUGACAAGGAUGAGACGUUGAGGAGGAGUAGUGUGCAUGCGGAUCGGACGGUUGGACUGCAUGAUAAGGACGCGGAGAAGGCGUAGGAGAGAUGUGUUGUAUGAUUAUGCGAGUAAACGCGAUUUUUUGGGAGAUGCUAGUGUAGAGGAGAACUGGCAUCGGAUAGUGAAUAAGAUACCCUCACUUUUACAC